Messenger RNA from Aureobasidium melanogenum CBS 110374, 1611 nucleotides. RefSeq names its product phenylalanyl-tRNA synthetase-like protein alpha chain. Gene Ontology annotation, biological process: phenylalanyl-tRNA aminoacylation. Bases 1 to 1611 code for a protein of 536 amino acids. The transcript has 3 exons. Gene Ontology annotation, cellular component: cytosol; cytoplasm; phenylalanine-tRNA ligase complex. Gene Ontology annotation, molecular function: ATP binding; tRNA binding; phenylalanine-tRNA ligase activity. Lineage: Eukaryota; Fungi; Ascomycota; Dothideomycetes; Dothideales; Saccotheciaceae. The record is from RefSeq and is a predicted model, not a curated record.
AUGCCCGGACAACGUGGACCCGUACCGGUGCCGCUCCAGGCUGCCGGCCGCGACCUCACUCAGGAAGUGCUGGAUCUUCUGGACACCAAGCAGACUGUUGCGACCGAGAGCGACCUUCCCGAUGUUGGUCAGGCUGAGAUCAAGGCCGCUCUGGACAGACUGGCUUCGAGAAACAUGGUCACAUACGACACCAACGACAAGGAGCAGGUUAUUCUCACAAAGGAGGGCGAGCAGAUUGCCACUGAGGGCAGUCACGAGUUCAAGGUCUGGGACGCUGUCAAGAGAAGAGGACAAAUGCCCUUGAAGGAGCUUACGAACGAGGUUGGCGCAGACUCAGCCAAGGUCGGUCAAGGCAACGCAUUCAAGCUCAAGUGGAUCAAGAAGGACGGCGAUGUCCUCGUCUCGCUGGUCGACUCUCCCAAGGACACAACCCGCGAAACCCUCGCAGCCAUUCAGAGCAGCAAGUCUCUUUCCGACAACAAGCUCCUCGCCGAUCUCAAGAAGCGCAAGUUGGUCACAGUCACAAAAGUCAUCAGCUACAAAGUCUCCAAGGGCGACAAGUACGCAAAGGAGAUGCCCGUCGAGCACACCGAUCUCACCCCCGAGAUGCUCGAGUCUGGCGAGUGGAAGACUGCAAACUUCAAGCCUUACAACUUUGCUGCUUUGGGUUCGCAGCAGCAUGCUGGUGCUCUGCAUCCUUUGAUGAAGGUGCGCGAGGAGUUCCGCAAGAUCUUCUUCCACCAGGGCUUCAUUGAGAUGCCCACUGGCAGAUUCGUCGACACUGGCUUCUGGAACUUCGACGCUCUCUUCGUUCCCCAGCAACACCCUGCCCGCGAUCUUCAAGACACCUUCUACGUCUCCGAUCCCGUAUCUGCCGACUUCCCCCGUGCCGACCCCAUCGCAGACGCAGCCAUGGAGGCAAUGGAGAAGGACGCCAAACUCUACGACCCCCGUCUCGCCUCAACAGAAACACCCAAACUCGACUACCAAAAAUACUACGACAACGUGCGCAAAGUACACCAAGACGGUGCUUUCGGCUCCAUCGGCUACCGCUACCCCUACAACGACGCCGAAACCACAAAACUCGUCCUCAGAACACACACCACCGCCGUCUCCACAUACGUCUUGCACCGUCUUGCCGCCAACCCUCGUCCUUGCCGCUACUUCUCCAUCGACCGCGUUUUCAGAAAUGAAACCGUCGACGCUACCCAUCUGGCAGAAUUCCACCAAGUCGAAGGUGUGAUCGCCGAUUACGACUUGACCCUCGGCGGCCUAAUGGCCUUCCUCGAAGGCUUCUUCGCCAAACUCGGCAUUUCCAACCUGCGCUUCAAACCCGCCUAUAACCCCUACACCGAACCCUCCAUGGAAGUUUUCGGCUACCACCAAGGCCUAGGCAAGUGGGUUGAAAUCGGCAACUCUGGAAUGUUCCGUCCUGAAAUGUUGGAAUCCAUGGGUUUGCCCAAGGAUUUGAGGGUUUAUGGCUUUGGAUUGUCAUUGGAGAGACCUACGAUGAUCAAGUAUAAGGUGUCAAAUAUUCGUGAUUUGUUGGGUCAUAAGGUUGAUUUGGGCUUCAUUGAGAGUAAUGCUGCUGUUAGACUUGAUAAGGAUUAA